AUGGAAGAAACUCCGUUGAUCGAUUUCAGGUCAUCUCGUGAUCACCAAAAGGAACUGGAAUUAUCAUCGACUUCGACAGAAUCUUAUUCGAAAUGGUCAUCAGCUGUGGAAGAAGGUAUCACCUUAGCCUGGGACAAUCUCUCUGUAUAUACAAAGACAAGCAGAUACCAAAAGCGUAUAAUCAACGGAGUGAGUGGAGCGGUAAAGGCGGGUAGUUUGGUGGCGAUAAUGGGCUCAAGUGGCGCCGGUAAGAGUACUUUAAUGUCGGCUUUAGCUCAUCAUACAAUGGGUGAUACCUUCGUCGAAGGAACCAUCCUGAUAAACGGCAGACCAAUCGGUGACUACAUGAAAUUCCUCAGCGGAUUUAUGCACCAAGAGGACAUAUUCGUGCCCUAUCUAACAGUCAGGGAACACAUGACUAUAAUGGCGAAUUUGAAGCUCGAUAGGAGGAUAUCCUCCAACGAAAAGCAGCGAUUAAUCAACGACAUCUUGAGCCAAUUGGGCUUGCUGAAUUCCAUCGAUACCCGAAUAGGAGGCGGAGAUAUCGAAAAAUCCCUAUCAGGCGGCGAGAAAAAACGACUGGCCUUCGCUACAGAGUUGCUGACAGACCCCCAGGUCCUCUUCUGCGACGAACCCACCACCGGCCUCGAUUCCUACUCGGCCAGAAAACUGGUAGGCAUGAUGAGCGAAAUGGCCACCGCCCGAAAAACCAUCCUCUGCACCAUUCACCAGCCUUCAUCGGACGUCUUCUCCAUGUUCAACCAGCUGAUACUCAUCGCCGACGGCCGGACGGCCUUCGUGGGCCCCACUUACGCCGCCUUGGAGUUCUUCGAACAAUUGGGCUACUUGUGCCCGAGUUCCUACAGCCCGGCGGAUUUCUACAUAAAGACUUUGUCGAUGAUGCCGGGUUGUGAGGAGGAUGGAGGUCGCACUGCGAAGAGGAUUUGCGAUCAGUUUGUGGUCAGCGACUACGCCAAAGAGGUGGAGAUUGUAGUGAGAUACGAGAUCCACCUCAAUAGAAAUCUAAUCGAAAACAAGUUUGAAAUACGAAAGGAUUUUCGAGCUGUGGUGUGGCCUGUGAGAGUAUUCUGGUUAACGCGUCGAUGGUUUUUGGAAUUAAUUAGGAAUCCUUCGUUGGAAUCCACUAAACUAUUCCAACGACUCUUCAUAGGGCUGAUAGUGGGUUUCUGUUAUUUCGGAACCGACGGCCUCACCCAAAAAGGCAUUCAGUCCGUCGAAGGGAUCAUUUUCAUGUUCGUUACUGAGAACACUUUCAAUCCCAUGUACAACGUAUUGGCUCAUUUUCCUAGUUAUUUGCCGCUGUUCUUGAGAGAGUACAAAUCCGGAUUGUAUCAUCCGUUCACUUAUUACAUUUCCAGAAUACUAUCUUUGAUUCCAUCUUUCCUACUGGAACCCAUCAUAUUCGUCGUUUCGGCUUAUUGGUUAUCCGGUUUACGCUCUGCCGCUUCCACUUUUACAGCCACUCUGCUCGUCGUGAUAUUGACUAUGAACGUUUCCUCGGCUUGCGGUAUUAUGUUUUCCAAUGCCUUCGAUUCGGUACCCGCGGCUUUGGCUUAUUUGGUACCCUUCGAUUAUGUCCAUAUGAUUACUGCCGGUGUUUUCAUUCGAUUAAGUACUCUUCCGAAUGUUAUAGCUUGGGUAAAGUACCUAUCCUGGUUGAUGUAUUCCACUGAAGCUUUGAAUAUAUUGCAAUGGAAGGGCAUCGUGAAUAUCGGUUGCGAAAAUCAACCUGAAGGUGUACCGUGCAUCCAGAACGGCACGCAAAUCCUGGAAAUGUACUCAUUUUCCGAAGAGAACCUAUGGAAAGACGUCUCCGGCAUGUUGAUAUUACUAAUUUCUUUCUACGCAUUGGGUUAUUUCUUUUUAUGGAGAAAAAUAAGACGUUAUUAA
Molecule: messenger RNA, 1911 nt
Organism: Phyllotreta striolata
Lineage: Eukaryota; Metazoa; Arthropoda; Insecta; Coleoptera; Chrysomelidae
Source: the annotation of a GenBank genome assembly